Giardia duodenalis is the source of this 1209-nucleotide messenger RNA. Its product is annotated as Ankyrin repeat protein 1. Gene Ontology annotation, molecular function: protein binding. The record is from RefSeq and is a predicted model, not a curated record. Lineage: Eukaryota; Fornicata; Diplomonadida; Hexamitidae. The transcript has a single exon. Bases 1 to 1209 code for a protein of 402 amino acids.
AUGCUUUUUCCCCCACGAGAGACCUGGUUCCGUGCAGUUAACGCGGGGGAUAUAAACACUGUUAUUCAUAUGCUCCAGCGCAAUGCAAAGACCAUGAAUGAAUAUGGAGAAACAGCCCUGAUGUGCGCCAUCAAAAACAGCGACACGGCCCUUGUCUCUGUUCUUGCCCCGCAAGAGGCAGGAUGUUUCCAUGGAAAGAAUGGAUCGACAGCCCUGAUGCAGGCUGCAGCCCGGAAUAUGGCCGACAUCACUGCAAUCUUGGCGCCAUAUGAGGCAAAGCUUCUUGCACGGAGGAAGGUCAACGCUAUGAUGAUAGCUGCAGAAAACAAUGCUGCCGGCGCGCUGUUCCAUUUACUCCCUUACUAUGACGGAGCCCAGGACGAGGAUGGAAUGACUGCUCUCGACUAUGCAGCGCGGACAAACUCCUACGAGUCUGCUGUUCUCUUGGCUGGCUCAGGUAAGCAUUCACCAGAACAGGUGCUUGCCUCUUCUAACCGGGCGUCCGACCGAACGGCAUCCGUCUUGGUCCUCAUGUCAAGAGCGCAGUCUGGAGAGGCCGUAGAUACUGCAGAGGUCAUGCUCAAGUACAAUUCUCUCUGCGGAAAAGCUGAGCGGAUGAAGGGUGCUCUUUCGCUUCUCUUGGGAGCAGACUACUCUGAUGACAAAGAUCUAGUCUCUAUCGCAAACCUCAAGCGUGAGGAGAUCAAGAAGCUCCAGAUAAGUCUUUUAGAUCGUGAGGCAGAGCUGGCAGCUCUCCGAAAACACUAUGUUACGAGGCUGCAUCAACACGAGCAAAACAUAGAAAGAGAUAUCCUCGCCAGGACAGAUACAACAGCGUUGGCAGCAGAGCUUUGCUUUUACAAAAAUAGAUAUAAAGAAAUAUGUAGUUCAUCAUUAUUCAAGCACACCUAUCCAAAUGAGGAGGUGACAGGGGCUGCUUGCGAAACAGUCAAUGCAAAUAUACUGUAUAUGCACAAGCGGCUUGAAUCUCUUGUGGAGGAGUUAGAACAGCUGAAGUCAAUGCAGCGAAGAGUGGAUAGUUUAACAUCUAGCCCAGUUUACAGAUCUACCAACUCACUGGUGGAUUCCAGCAAAAGCUAUCUUCGCGAUUCCUCCUCGACAUAUGAGAAUCGAAGGUACUCCGACUUAUUUGACCUCGGUCGUAGCGUCAGCCCCAAAGUUGGCAUGUCUUACAGGGCAUCCACUUAG